UGUAAGAAGGUGAAGUGUGAUCCGGACUCAAGCAGUUGCCCUAGUUACGAACAAUCGUCCACCAACUAUGGCUACGAAAAAGACGCAACACCAGCCAACUACACCCUGUCGCAUUACGUACCUGAGAAUAACACGACUUUUGGCGACAUGAAGUGCAAUGAUUACCUCGGAGCGCCAGUGCACGACCCAAUGUUACCGUCGGUAGUUGACUCAUCCUGCCAAAACUUCGGAUUCGGAUAUCCGUUUGCAUCAACCGCUUUUGACCUGCACUCUCCUUUCCAUCUAGACACACGGCUGGAGUUUGUGGAACCAGGAAAUCAGCUUUAUCGGCAUUAUGUCAACGAGGCCCACUCCGCUAUAAUGCCGUACAAAAAUCUAACAUAUAAUGCAGCCGACCCAAAUUUACUCCCUACUUCCUCCUCUUCUUACUACAAACCGACAGAUCAAUCCAGUUGUAAACGGCUGACUGAAAAUGAGGAUCGCAAUUCACUAAGUCUAGCCGUGAUACCUCAGAAGGGAUCCCUAAGCAAGGUGAAAACCCCAGGUGAUCAACCCAAGGUUCGAAUGAUAUCGAACAACCAGCUCAACCCCAAUGCAGUGGCCAUAAUGGAUGAAUGGUACAGAGAUCAUCUGGACAAACCCUACCCCAGUAAAUAUGAGAAACGCCGAAUGGCCAUAGCAGGAGCGAUAACAGAAGCUCAGGUUGGUUCCUGGUUCGCAAACCGGCGCAACCGCAGCAACAACACCCGCCCCAAGCAGAAUAUGCGGCGUCUGAAGUCGGCGCUGGCGCUGCUGUGCUAUGAAUAUCAGGCUCUGUGCAAGGGACUCGUGAGUGCUGCCGAGAUGCAGGCAAGAAUACUCCACCUCAUUGAAGAACACACGUCAUUUUAA
Molecule: messenger RNA, 891 nt
Organism: Mesocestoides corti
Lineage: Eukaryota; Metazoa; Platyhelminthes; Cestoda; Cyclophyllidea; Mesocestoididae
Source: the annotation of a GenBank genome assembly